AUACACUUCAAGGGCGUCAGCAGCGAUCUUACCCCACAUAGUAGUCCAAAUGUCAAUGAAUCCAAUGAGCCUGUUAUUAGAACAUGCAAGAAACAGUUGGACGAAGCAAACACACUAGGAUUUUCCACCACUAGUUUAAAAGGUUUAGCGAGCCGUUCGUUCUCCCGGGUAUAGUUGUCUGUUAGGGUAAGACGGUCGAUGUCCAAACAAUGGGGUGGGACCUGCAGAGCAGUGACCAAUGGUCAAGUGGUUCUGGAACUACGCACAUUUGUAUAUAUGUCCGAGUGUAACGGUCAAUAUGUAUGAUAAAGGGGUUCUAGCACGCGGUAUGUAUAUGAAGGUACGGGUAUGGCCUGGAUGGGACACAGUACCGGACAUCUCCUCACACACAACGCACGCCGUCUAACUAACGUGGCUAUUUGUUGAUUUAUUUGCAGAACAAAUGAAGGUGGAGUAGUAGUAGCGGUAACGCAGCGACAGCAGUACCAGCAGCAGCAGCAACCCGCCUCAGCCUCAGCCAGCCAGCCAGCACAACUAUCACAACAGCGCUAAUGAUACCACUCGCUUUCUACCCGGACCGGAAAACUGCGGGACGCAAGUAUUAAAUGGUGACAUCCCACAGUGGCAAUGGUCAAGUAAAGCAGGUGACAUCUCGGGAUGACCCUUCACGCUCUUGGACGUAAUUGUUCCAGUGGACAUAGCUGGUUACGCUAGUGAUUCUGUUGGAUAAUUGUUACAGUGGAAAUUAUUUCAUCUUUGUUACAUUUUUAUAUUUCUUCUCAAAAGUUGUACUUGGAUAUUUGUGAGCUCGGAGACCAAUUCGGUUCAUUUGUGAGCGAUACAUACUUGAUUAUGCUGAGGAAAAGUAAACUUAAAGAUCCUCGGAGUGACGUCAAAGGAAUAUACCUGAUGACAGUGGUAGAGGGACUAUACGUUCAGUUACUGCUGAUGUGUGUAAUACAAAUGGUUGACAUGACGACACUUCCACCUGUGUUUAACCCUACUCCGCUCAACGUAACGGCUUAUGUGGGAGAGACAGCCACACUUCCCUGUUCUAUCAGUAACCUCGGAUCUCGGGAGGUGAUAUGGAAGAAAGUUAAGGAGAAGCAUGCUCUGACUGUGGGUGAGUUUGUGUUCGUCAAGGAUCCCAGCUUCAGUGUAAAACACAUACCGUACCGGGACGAGUGGAAUCUGAUGAUCAACAACAUUCAGCUCAAACACGCCGGCAAGUUCGAGUGUCAGGUCAGCACCAAAGAAAACAUGCAUCGAUUCAUCACGCUCACAGUCUCAGACAAAAAGAAACGGAUAAAGAAUGAGCCGAGUAAAAACUACCCAGAGGUCCACAUAUCCGGACCCAAGUUUGUAGAGCGAGGACACCCUAUACGCCUGACAUGUAACGCCACAGGCUCCAUCAGGCCUCCAGAGCUGAUCGACUGGUUCCAGGAGGGACGAAAGAUUAAAUCGAACUCCCUUGGAGGAAUCUCCAUCUCAAAGUAUAUGCGCCAGGAAACAAACACACUUUACAGCGAACUCGUCAUCAGACACAGCGAUCAGAUGGAUUCCGGGACGUACAUCUGUCGCAGCUCGGAAGAUAAGAUCACAAGCCAUGACUUACUCGUAUUAAAUGGUAGGUCAGCCAAUGGACCGUCGGAUGUACUCAAUGCACAAUCUCCGGUCGGAAAACGAGAAUCUAAUAUAGAUCCGGAUAAUUUACCUAUUAAUGAAGAUCCAUCAAAAACAGGGAACCAUCAGAGUCGGAAUCGACCGUCCCACGGGGUGUUCGUCUGUGUGCUUCUUAUUUCCAUCGUACUCAUAUGAGUCUCUUCCGGUGCUGGUGAGUUGUUACGGUAGGGACCAAUCAUUGCGGUUCCCACUACACUUACAUAGAGCCUAUUUUUGUACGUACGUAAGAGGAACAGAACCUUGCCUCGACGACUGCUCUGCCACGUGUGGGCGAGGCCUUGCUUUAUCAUACUACCAACAGAACGGAGAUUACGGAAGGCAGGCAGGCACGCCCGGGGCCCUACAGACGUCGAGACGAAGGAUUGUUGAAAACUUGGGACCAAACUACGCUCAAUCGUUCUUUUGUUUUGUUUUGUUGACUUUUCUACUUAAUAAUAUGUAUGAAGAGGGAUUCUACCUGCAUUACGGGUAAAGCUAGUGGGAUCCGUCUUAUAUCUCCUUUGGACCCUCAUGGCCAAAUGAUACCACUUGAUAUAUAUGACAUUUUCAUUUGAGGUACCCUACAAACGAUCAAGAUUUCACAUGUGUUCAGAUAUAUCAUGAUCACAGUAAAAAAAAACAAGUACUAUUCAAACUAGUCACAAAGGUCACAUGACCCCAUUGAUGCUACUUGUGAUCGUUCACUGCUAUGUGGAGACAGUUCACGGUUACGUGGAAGCAGUUCACUAGGAUGUGGCCUGCAUGCUACUUGUAUGCUAUUUCCGAUUGUAUGCAGGUAUGCUACGGGAAUUCUAAUCGCGUUUAGAAGCUCUGUGACCAUCACAUCACGACGAGCUAAUUGGCACGUGCAUAGUGCAGGAAUAGCACGUGUAACAUGUGGUACCUAUGGCAGUUUAUGACCUGUGAACAUGGGUGCAGGAUAAGGCUGGGUCGGCCUGUGGUCUUGUCCCACUAGACACGUGCGACCAUGUGAUAACUUCAGCUGAUGACACAUAUUUCACUACAUUCCGGAGAGCUAUAUUACAAGGGGGAGACAGAUUGAUACGUGUUUUCUACGGGAGAUACAGUAAACGUGGAACAACGUCGGCACUUUCUAUAGAAGGUCCUGGAAUAGACGGAAAACAACAUUGUUAGUAUUUCCUUUGAUGUUACAGAAUAUGUUACAUAACUAAUGUGGACAUGACGACUGAAUUACUUACACGUGAUUCUAUUUGUUAUGUAUAUAAUGCCGGGCGUUUUUAUUGCGUGCGAGAGUACUGGAGUAACGCAGCGCCGUUAACACUCUGACAGUGGGGAGCACACUGAACACUUGAGUCUUUAGUUUUCGAGUCGAUUCGGAGGGCAUUCCAUACAUUUCAAAACGAUAUCAUGUACUUAUUUAUUACAUUUCAUCCAGAUUUUCUCAUUGGUGAAAAAAGUUGUUGUACUUAGGUUAAUUCUGAGGGGUAUUGACACUGAUUGUUGUUUCCCUACUCGUCCGUCCCAUCUCUAGUAAACAUGUACCAAUCAAGUGAUGAACGCUAUGCAAACAGUCUUCCAUUAAUACAACUGUAGACAACAUUGCAAUGAUGAUGUUUUUUAAAUAAAUAUGACAAAACAGUAUAGGGUUGUGUUAAUACAUGUAUA
Molecule: messenger RNA, 3309 nt
Organism: Mizuhopecten yessoensis (Yesso scallop)
Lineage: Eukaryota; Metazoa; Mollusca; Bivalvia; Pectinida; Pectinidae
Product: zwei Ig domain protein zig-8-like
Exons: 10
Coding region: 853-1818 (321 amino acids)
Biological process (GO): synapse organization
Cellular component (GO): neuron projection membrane
Source: RefSeq, a predicted model, not a curated record